This is a messenger RNA of Suhomyces tanzawaensis NRRL Y-17324, 1100 nucleotides long. It is a transcript of the gene SDS22, whose product is annotated as type 1 protein phosphatase-activating protein. Lineage: Eukaryota; Fungi; Ascomycota; Pichiomycetes; Serinales; Debaryomycetaceae. Gene Ontology annotation, molecular function: protein binding. The record is from RefSeq and is a predicted model, not a curated record. The transcript has a single exon. Bases 13 to 1098 code for a protein of 361 amino acids.
UACCACCAUAAGAUGCCAGUUUCCGAACCAGAGCCUAAAGUUGAGCCAAUUGCUGAUGAAGUUUUCUCAGGAUCUGAGGAUGAACAUGAUGACGAUGAUCUUAGCGACUCAAAAGAUGAACCUUUGCCUGUGGAGUAUCCAGGAACAGUAUUGCCUGAUUUGAAUGUACAAGAAAUUGAUGCAGACCAAGACUUAACAAAAGGGUAUGAACCUGAUACCGACUACAUAGACUUGAUUCAUCUCAAGAUUAGUUCAUUGGAAGACCUCAAUUUAUCCAGAUUCCAAAAGUUAGAGUCUUUGUGUUUGAGACAAAAUUUACUUACUAGCAUGUCUGGAGUUAAGGAAUUGCCAGGAGAUACUAUGGAGGAACUUGACUUGUAUGACAAUCGUAUUAAUCAUAUAUCUAGUGGUAUCAAGCAUUUAACAAAAUUGAAGAACUUGGAUCUCUCGUUCAAUAAAAUCAAAAACAUCAAGAACAUAGAAACAUUGACAGAGCUUGAAAAUUUGUAUUUUGUCCAGAAUAGUAUCAAAGAAAUCAAAAAUCUUGAAACUUUAACCAAGAUCAAGAAUCUUGAAUUGGGAGGAAAUAAAAUUGAAAUCAUAAGUGAGACUCUCGACAAGUUGAUCUCAUUGGAACAAUUAUGGUUAGGUAAGAACAGAAUCAGUAAGUUUGAAAACAUGAACAAUUUAGUAAACUUGAAAGUCUUAUCGAUCCAAUCAAAUAGAAUUACCAAAAUCGAAGGUUUGGAAAAGUUAGUGAAUUUGGAAGAAUUGUACUUGUCGCAUAACGGGAUAGAGAAGAUUGAAAACUUGGAUAAUAAUACCAAACUCAAGGUCUUGGAUGUCACUUCGAAUAAGUUGACCAAAUUGGAAAACUUGAGUCAUUUAACAGAAUUAACCGACUUCUGGUGUUCAUACAAUAAAGUCAACAACUUUGAGGAAAUCGGUAAGGAAUUAGGAAAGUUGCCAGAGUUGGACACAGUGUAUUUCGAAGGUAACCCAGUACAGCUUCAAAAUCCUACUGCUUACAGAAGAAAAUUGAGAUUAUACUUGGGUGCCAGCUUGACUAAGAUAGAUGCUACCUACAUUCACGGCUAGGG